CAUGCCGUGACACCCUCUCCAGCAUGGCGGUUGUCCACGCAGUGGAAGAAGUGGAGAGAAUCGGGAGCGAUUCCGGGCUGGAUCUCUCUAUUUCCUCCACUUCGGAAGACAAGAGACCGCAGUUUGGCACUCGCUUCCUCACAGAUCCGCGGCAGGUGUUCCAGCACAACGCUUGGGAUAAUGUGGAGUGGACUGAAGAACAAGAAGCAGCUGCUGCCAAGAAAGUCCAGGAAAACAGUCAACCGCUGCCUCUGGAGAAACAAGAGGACUACGACUGCCGAGCCAACGAGUACUGGAACGACUUCUACACCAUACAUGAAAACCGCUUCUUCAAAGAUCGCCACUGGCUCUUCACUGAGUUUCCCGAGCUAGCGCCUCAACCAGGUCCCUGCCCGGAGCCGGUCGCAUGUCAGAGACAGCAGGAGGACCUGAGCAGAGGGGUCAGCGAUCUGUCCCUCAGUGACACUGACUUCCCAGGAUCCUCUGCUUCAUACAGGAUCCUUGAGGUCGGCUGUGGUGUUGGCAACACCGUGUUUCCAAUCCUGAAGACCAACAAUGACCCGGGCCUCUUUGUUUACUGCUGUGAUUUCUCCAGCACAGCCGUGGAGCUGGUCAAGACGAAUACUGAGUACGACGGCGAACGCUGCUUUGCUUUUGUUCACGACUUGAGUGAUGAUCAGGCGGCGUACCCAAUGAAGGACGGAACUCUUGACGUCAUCGUGCUCAUUUUUGUCCUGUCAGCUCUGCAUCCUGACAAGAUGCAGGAGUCCAUCAGGAGACUAGCCAGGCUGCUGAAGCCAGGUGGAGUGAUGCUGCUCAGGGACUACGGGCGCUACGAUAUGGCCCAGCUGCGCUUCAAAAAAGGACGGUGUCUAUCAGAGAACUUCUAUGUGCGUGGUGAUGGAACAAGAGUGUACUUCUUCACUCAAGAUGAGCUCCAUAGCAUGUUCACGGAUGCCGGACUUGAGAAAGUGCAAAACCUUGUGGAUCGAAGGCUGCAGGUGAACAGAGGGAAACAGCUCACGAUGUACAGAGUCUGGAUCCAGUGCAAGUACCGCAAGGGUGACACUCAAGCACAGGAGACGCAGAGCUAACCCUGGAGUGGGUCCUUUUUUAAACAAGAGUGGAGCGGAGGGAAAAACGUCUCUGCAGAUGGUGAUAAUGCAAAGCCAGACGAUGGACCUGGAAACCAAAACAAGGGCUGGUUACCCCGAUUUCUUAAUGCUUUUUCAAAUGACAUUUUUCUAUACCUACAAUAAACAGGAGCUAC
Molecule: messenger RNA, 1270 nt
Organism: Synchiropus splendidus (mandarinfish)
Lineage: Eukaryota; Metazoa; Chordata; Actinopteri; Syngnathiformes; Callionymidae
Gene: mettl2a
Product: methyltransferase 2A, methylcytidine
Exons: 9
Coding region: 24-1094 (356 amino acids)
Molecular function (GO): tRNA (cytidine-N3)-methyltransferase activity
Source: RefSeq, a predicted model, not a curated record